This is a messenger RNA of Pelodiscus sinensis (Chinese soft-shelled turtle), 3197 nucleotides long. It is a transcript of the gene GPR132, whose product is annotated as G protein-coupled receptor 132. The record is from RefSeq and is a predicted model, not a curated record. Lineage: Eukaryota; Metazoa; Chordata; Testudines; Trionychidae. Gene Ontology annotation, cellular component: membrane. Gene Ontology annotation, biological process: G1/S transition of mitotic cell cycle; negative regulation of G2/M transition of mitotic cell cycle; G protein-coupled receptor signaling pathway. Gene Ontology annotation, molecular function: G protein-coupled receptor activity.
UGAUAGCAGGCCUUGCUCGAUAAAGUUACAGACGCCUUAUCUGCAGGAAAUUAUUAGCAUCAUCUCUACUGUCAAGGCUCUUCUUAGAGGCAACACAAACAGGGGAAAGCUCCUCCGGUGUUUCUGCACCACACGGCAUCACCAUAAUGCCGGGACUCGGGAAUGAUUCGGAAUGCUGCCAAAAAAUGCCCUACAAGGAGAGCCAGACGCUGUUGGCUGUGAUCUACUAUAUUGUUAUUAUCAUAGGCUUGCCAACUAAUAUUAUAACGAUGUGUCUAACCAUUGUACUAAUCCUAAAGGAAAACAUUCUCGCUGUCUACCUUUUUGGCUUAUCACUGAGCGAGGUGAUGUACUUGUGUACCCUGCCCCUCUGGAUUAUCUAUGUACAAAAUGGACACAUAUGGGAGAUGGGACCACUGGCUUGCAAGAUAACAGGAUAUAUCUUUUUCUGCAACGUAUAUAUCAGUAUUCUGCUCUUGUGCUGCAUUUCUGUCGAUCGCUAUGUAGGAGUGGUGUAUUCUUUGGAAUCCAAGGGGGUGAGGGGUCAGAAAAUUGCAGGGCUCAUCACGUUUAUUCUCUUUUCUGUAGUUUUAGUGGUCCACAUCCCAGUAUUUGUUUUACCCGAUAACAAAAACUGUACAACCUGCUUUGAGACUCUACCACUCAACUUGACGUUUGCUUCUUUCGGCUUUGCCAGGUUCCUAAUUGGAUUUGCUAUUCCUUGCAUAAUCCUCAUUUUCACAAACUACAAAAUUUUCCAAAUCAUCAAAAUAAGCUGCAGCUUGAACGAGCCCCAAAAAACCAAAGCAAAGCACUUAGCUGCUGCGGCCAUCGCCAUUUUUCUGAUCUGCUUUGCUCCCUAUCAUCUGGUGCUUCUAAUAAGAGCCAUUUACUUUUUUUUGUAUCAGAAUGACACAUGUUCAUUUGAACGUGGCAUAUAUUCAACUUCUGCUAUAUUUCUGUGUUUCUCCACUGCUAACAGCAUUGCUGAUCCAAUCAUCUAUGUAUUGGCUAGUAAGAAUAGUAGAGAUUUCUCAAGGAGUCUGUCAUUAAGGGUUCAGUCUAGUCUCAGUAGCAGGAGUGACAGUACCAAGUUGAAAAAUUCCAAAGAAUCACAGGAACCAGUACAGACAUCAGAAAUUUAAAAGGUCACAGUAAUCUCCACCCUUUUAGAGAAACUAUAGAGGUUUCUGCCAUCAACAAUGCUUUAGUGCGGGAUCUGCUGGCAGUGGUUAUCAUGUUCACAAAAGGAGAUGGAGAUCCCCUGUUUAGGGCACCAUCACAUGGGCAUAUUGGCACGACGUCUUAAUGAAGCUUUGUCACAAUGCAUGUCCCCAAUGCUAAGUUCCUGAAGGUUAUGAAGGAGGAGAUCUAACACCCAUUAGAAGAAAGGUCGUCUGUCUGCCUCUUUAACUUAUUUCAACCACUGUCCACCAGUAUUUUCAUUCUAAACCAGCCAGCAGUAUGUACUGGCUUCCUUCAAGUCAAACUAAAACUUGAUAGACUUAUUCUCAGGGCUCAAUCCUUUUCUCAUACGCUUUCAGUGCCAAUGUUAGCUUCUAAGGGGGCUCUGUAGUUAUCAUGGAGGAGUAUUUCAGGGCUUGCAUGCGUGCAGAAGUAGUUGAGGUUAAACACUGGAAACAGACCCAAAUUAAAGCCCUGAAAAUAAUGUCUAAUAAAUGUUAGACAUUAGAUAUAAUUUACCAGAUAUCAUCGGGAAAGGCCGCAAUCAAGAAGAAUUAAGUGUUAAGUAUUACUGUAAGUGACCAGCUUAGAGCAUAAAAAUAAAGACUUUGCAUCAAGACUUUGCUGGUCUGGAAUUCAGCAUAUUUCAUUGCUGAUGCUUUGUUUGUUCAAAUCUUGUACUGUACUUAAUCUUGCAAUGCACUUAGCAUCUAGUACAUUUAUGUUUUCUAGUAAAUGGGAUUGUAAUGGGGCGUAGUGGCCGCCCACUGACCCCGAGGGUGAGGAGCCCUAGCAACCUACCUCACCAGAAGCCAGGAGACGGGGUGAGGGAUACAAAAGGCCUGCCAGAGAGGCCAGGCAAGCCCCCAUAACCAGAGAAGUCAGAAGCCUCCCCUGCGCACCCAAGCAAGGAGCUAGACCCAGGGGAAGCCCAGGACUGGCCUGGGCUAUUGGGCCCACUACUAGAUGACUUCCUGGAGAGUCUGUUUUACCCAGCCAGAGGUUCCUGAACAACAGUGCCCAGAGAACUUGCACUGGACCCAGGUACAGCCCGAGGGGAGAAACGGAAAGAGCACAGGGAGGCCGACCUUCGUUUUGCUAGAACCAGGUCAGCAUGUUGCAGAACGGAUCCCCGCUGACUCAGCAGCAGACCACUUGGCUGCAACUAGGGCCUUGGGCUGGGAGUAGAGUGGAUGGGCCUGUUUCCCCCUUGAAACCCUGCUUUUGGGUGGCAGUCUCCCCCCUCUGCUGUUGCAUCAGCCGGACCCCUGCCUGAGCAAGGGGACCUGGUUGGAGAAGCUGUGAACAGGACUUGAAUUGAUUGUUUUCCUGUUGCCCUGCCCUGAACCAGGACUUGGGCCCUAAAACUGUUUUCCUGCCACUCCACUCUGAACCAGGGACUGGGCAUUGAACUGACCGUUUGGCUGCCUGUCACUCUGCCCUGAACUAGGAUCCGGCCUGAGGACGGUCUUGGGGGCUAUUGUCACCCUGCCCUGAACGAGGGCCAGUGCUCAAAGACUUUUGUUACAGACUGCGUGUGGGUCUCUGGACUACUCUCAUGGAUUGGCAGCCACACCUGAUUCCCCAUGAGAACUGAGCGGAGUAUAGUGGAAUGGAGUGGCUACCUACUGACCCCAAGGGAGAGGAGCCCCUCCCUGAGUCCCACUGGCCUACAGAGAUGGUGACUGUUUUUGAUGAUACCUCCACAGUUUGUAUGAACUUGAACUUUUCUCAGGGUUUGGCUUGGCCUCAGUCCCUUGCAAAUAGAUCUGCAGUGUCUAAGUUGUGAGCUGAUCCUUCAAUAUUAGUGUUUGGUCCAGAUCCUAGCAAAUAAAGUAUUGAGACAGGAAGACUGAUCUGCCUUCUGACACAUGUUAAGAGUUCUCCGUCCUGAGCCUGGUGGUGGUGUAUUGGUGAGGAAAUGUUGAUGCACUUUCAUUACUGCUGGCUAUACUGUGCCUGUGAAUAAAUGAGAUAUGUAGUGUAGGGAUGUUAGAUAUCAGGUAAUUGAA